AUGUUUCGUCUAGAUCGCCGAAUUCGGUCAGCAUCUUCAAGAAUACGAAAACUUGAAAAUUCUGCUGAAGCUGCACUCGUUAAAGCUCAACAAACAGCUGCCCGUUCUUUAAGUUUACGCAGCAGAUCUUCACGUCAACAACCAGAUUCACAGAAGAGACAUUCAAGUACACUUAUGGAGUUUUUGGAUCUCUCCCCUCGUAAAAAUAAUACAAAUGGAGAGAAUUGUAGAUUUACUCCACCAUGGAAAAGGAAACAAAAUUUAGGCGAAGGUUCUAAUAGAGAGAUGAAUUAUGUAGAAGUUCAAAACACUGAUACUUUAGAAGGUAUUGCUGCUGCUCAUGACUGCACUGUGGGAUUUCUUGUAAAAUUAAAUAAAUUGACGUCUAGAAUGGUUUUUCCUGGUCAAAAACUUCUUGUUCCUUCAUUUGAUGAGACACAAACAGUCUCUUCUAGUGAAAAAUUGGAAAACAAAUUAAUAAAGGAAAAAAGUUCAGGAAUUCACAGAGGUCCAGGUCAUGCAGUUCCUAUCCCGCCUAAUGAAAUUCCCUUGCGGAGUGCUCUUGCUAAUACAUAUAAAUCUUAUCGCCAUUCUACAACUGCUUCUCAACCUCAAAAUAUCUCAUCUAAAGACGAUAAUGAACCUGAAUUUGGCCGAAGUGCUUCUGAAUUAGAUCCAGAAGAUCAGGAUUGUUUGCAACGUUUCAUGAAAAUUAAAGUAAAACAAAUAACGGAAUCUGACGGGACUAUAGUUGGCACUUUACUUGUUACACCAAACUGUUUAAUGUUUGACCCGGAUGUUGAUCAUCCUCUGGUUCAAGAAAAAGGUUCUGACCUUUAUGGAAUGGUUGCCAAUAUGGAAAGCAUUAUUUCUGUAACUGUUUACAAACAUAUUAGUUCUUUGACAGGAGAAAAGCAAAAUAAAGAAGAGGAUAUUUUUGACCCAGAGAGAGUUGCUUCAACUCCGAGAAUGUCGAUUGCUGGUAGUAGGCAGGGAAGUCCAUCAUCAAUUAGCAAAAAUCAGAGAAUAUCUUCCCUUGACAAAGGCACAAAACCGGAUUUAAAUGAAGAAGAGAGGCUUGGUGCAAGUUUUGAGGGCGAUCAAACAAUCGUUUAUGGAACAUCAGCUGGCACUCUUUUACCUGGCUCGUAUACCUCAAAUGCUUCUUCAGACGGAGAAUCUUCCAAUAUUUCUAAUUCUGAACUACUUCCUUGUAUUGAUGAGGAAAGGGAGAUACAACAAAGAAAUGAAGCUAUUGAAAGGGGGAAGAGACCGCAUGGUGAAAAACAAUCAACUUCAGUUGAAGAAUCUGACGGUGUAAAUAAGCAAUAUGAAAAGCGGUUAAGUGAAGGAGCACAAGCGAUUACAUCUUUAGAAUUAGACGAAGAUAACGAUCAAAGUGGCCAACCCCUUAUUAAUCAGAUGGAUUCACUUGAUAUCUCUAAGAGUGGAGAACAGUCACAACGUCGAAGUCCAUUACCAUUUUCUCGAUAUUCGCCUGGAAUGGCUCGAAAAUCUUUUGGAAAGCUUGGAAGGACUUUAAGUGCAAAAGCAACCAGCUUUAAAGGGUCAGUACAGUCAGUUGCUUCCGGAACGCAAAAGGUCGCCCAUGGAGUCGUAUCUCACACACUUUCUGCAGCUGACCACAUCCAGGCCGGUAUUCAAUCGAGUGCCAAAGUUGUUGCUUCUGUCCCUGGUUCUAUCAUGAAUAUAAGUUCUGGUUUGAUCCAGGAAGGUCAAAAUGGUGUAAUGGAAGUUGUUGAAUCUGUAAAGGAUGUAUUAUCAAAUGAAAGUAACGAACCACAACAGGAGCAGAUUGACAGACAAACAAUGAAGCGUGAACGCAGUCUUGCUACCCUUGAAUCACUUUAUCAACGGACACAGCAGGCUAGAGAACAAGCUGCAAUUCAACGUGCACUGGAUACUGGGUUUGUCCUUGGAUCAGAAGAACGCUCAGUAUUUGAAAAGAAACAAAAAUACAAUGACAUCACUAAUAACAAUGGCCAAAAUGAGCGUAAUUCAAUCGACUCCCCUCCCGAACCACCAUAUUAUAUGACUGUGAGAGUGGAUAGAUCACGUCAACAAAGGAAGAAAACACAAUUAUCACGUCGAAAUUCGAAAGAAAUUGUUGACUCUACAGGUGCCUCAUUAUCUGCAGCAGAUUUUUUUGAAAGUGGUUGUUUAUUUGGUAAUAAACGAAAAAGAGAAUUUUGGUUUGCCGUGCCAAGAAGUCGUGUUGAUGCUAUUUAUCAUUUUCUGCUACAGUGGUCACCUCAGAAAUACGGACAGGCUUGUAAAAGCAAGUUCUGCAGACGAAACAAACGUUGUUGAUGAAAACACCUCCAAUGAGAUGAUUUCAACUGGUGUAAACACAAAACAAGACUUUGGAGCAUUUGUUGUUCUCGAUCGAGACGUGGAUGAUGAAGCAUUGACUGGUUGGUUUAUUGUUAUAAAAUUUAAUAAAAUUGGAAAAAAUAUUUUAUUUUGUCUGAAUUCCUAAAAAAUAUAUUUAGAAUAUUUACUUUUGUCUGGAUUGAUAUCUUUACAUUCUCCUUAUAAUUUUUCUUCCCAUUGUUAUUUUUAUACUUCACCCAUCAUUGUCUCCAUUUAUUAUAUUUUCUUAUAACAGCCAUCAAUCCACAUUUUUAUUAUUCUUUUCCCUUCUUCAACUGUCUGUAAACAGAAAGAAACCUUUUGUACUCGCGCACUUCUCUACUUUCACAACUUUCGUGACCGCCGAAAUUGUUUUGCAAAAAGUGAGGUGGUUAACAAAAAGUAUAAGAAAAUGGUAAAUCUUGGUGUAGCAGACCUUCGAUAUAUUCCUUUUGUUUCGCGCAAACAUUCAUUCUUCUUUUU
Molecule: messenger RNA, 2856 nt
Organism: Meloidogyne enterolobii
Lineage: Eukaryota; Metazoa; Nematoda; Chromadorea; Rhabditida; Meloidogynidae
Source: the annotation of a GenBank genome assembly